Messenger RNA from Mytilus californianus (California mussel), 7733 nucleotides. RefSeq names its product furin-like protease kpc-1. Lineage: Eukaryota; Metazoa; Mollusca; Bivalvia; Mytilida; Mytilidae. Bases 320 to 3214 code for a protein of 964 amino acids. Gene Ontology annotation, molecular function: serine-type endopeptidase activity. The transcript is spliced from 15 exons. Gene Ontology annotation, biological process: peptide hormone processing. Gene Ontology annotation, cellular component: trans-Golgi network; Golgi membrane. The record is from RefSeq and is a predicted model, not a curated record.
CGCCACCUGGAGGCCAAACAAACGUUCAUAAGCAUUAUCUUGAAUGCUCACAGCAUCUAAGCACACGAUUUCUCCAAGGAAAACAUAAAUUGAUACUAAAAGCAGUUGAUAUUGAAAGAUGGAAUACGGUUGAAUGUUCGUACAAUUGACUGGAAUGGGUCUGUUUACUCAGAGUCCGCUUUUGUUAACAGACAAUUCAUUUCUAGUGACCGGCUCAUAACCAUUCCAGUGAUUCUUUGAAGUCUUUCAACUGUUCAACAUUGAUUUCCAUUUUUCGAUUUUUAAUAUUGAAGUGGCGUUACUGUUAGUCUAAUCUGUCAUGAAAAUGCACUGCACCACAUUCAUUUUUGGAGUUAUUUUAUUUAAAGUUUCUUGCGGAAUACAACAUUACACAGAUCAGUGGGCCAUUCAUUUGACAGGGGGUGAGAGAGCUGCAAAAGAUCUUGCUCUAAGACAUGGCUUUGCUUAUGUUUCUGAGAUAAUGCCAGACUACUAUGUUUUCCAACACAGAAAAGUUGCCAAACGAUCAGUGUAUUCCAGUUCUUCCUACCAUAGAACCCUAGCACAAGAAUCAAAUGUACAUUGGUUAGAACAGCAAGUUGUAAAGAAGAGGGUAAAAAGAGACAUUUAUUUUCCACAUAACUAUGAGUUCAAUGAUCCAAAGUGGUCCAGAAUGUGGUACUUGAGUCGAGGAGGAGGUUUGGACAUGAAUGUAAGAAGUGCUUGGGAGCAGGGUGUGACUGGUAAAGGGGUGGUGGUUACCAUUCUAGAUGAUGGAAUAGAGAAAGAUCACCCAGACUUACAAACUAACUAUGAUGGACAAGCAAGUUAUGAUGUCAACAAUCAUGAUCCAGAUCCUCAACCAAGAUAUGAUUACACCAAUGAAAAUAGACAUGGUACCAGGUGUGCUGGUGAGGUGGCCGCACAAGCUGAUAACCAUAUGUGUAGUGUUGGAGUAGCAUAUAAUGCCAAAAUUGGAGGAGUGAGGAUGUUAGAUGGGGAUGUGACAGAUUCAGUGGAAGCCACAUCUCUGAGUCUUAACCAACAACACAUCCAGGUCUACAGUGCAAGCUGGGGUCCAGAUGAUGAUGGAAGGACUGUUGAUGGGCCAGCCACACUUGCCAGAAAAGCGUUUUUUGAUGGUAUUACAAAGGGAAGAGGAGGUUUAGGCUCCAUAUAUGUUUGGGCCUCUGGAAAUGGAGGUCGAGACGGGGACAGCUGUAAUUGUGAUGGGUAUACAAACAGUAUUUACACCCUGUCAAUCAGUAGUGCGACAGAGUAUGGAAACAUUCCAUGGUAUUCAGAGGCAUGCUCUUCCACAUUAGCAACGACAUAUAGCAGUGGUUCAGGAGGAGAGAAACAAAUAGUCACUACUGACUUGAGAAAGACUUGCACAGAAACUCACACAGGAACAUCAGCAAGUGCCCCAUUAGCUGCUGGACUCGUAGCACUUGCCUUGGAAGCCAAUCCUGGAUUAACAUGGAGAGACAUGCAACAUAUUGUAGUACACACUGCCAAAAAAGCCAACUUGAAAGCUGAUGACUGGAUUGUUAAUGGCGUUAACAGAAGUGUAAGUCAUUCCUUUGGUUAUGGUCUUAUGGAUGCAGGUGGUAUGGUCAGACUAGCCAGAAACUGGACAAAGGUGCCUCCACAGCACAUAUGUGAAAUCAGAUCAAGAGAUGUCGAUAAACCUAUUCCAAUGAAUGGAAAAAUAACAGUAUAUCUAGACACAGAUGGUUGUGAAGGGGUGUUGGACCAUGUGAAAUAUUUAGAACAUGUCCAGGCCAGGAUUACAUUAACUGCCUCUCGGAGAGGAGAAAUACAGAUCUUCCUGAUCUCUCCGAUGGGAACCAGAUCUACACUGUUGGCCAGGCGUGCUCAUGAUAACUCCAGAGAAGGUUUUAACAACUGGGCUUUCAUGACUACACAUAGCUGGGGAGAAACGGCUAAGGGAACAUGGAUACUUGAGAUAGAAAAUGGAGCUAGUUCUUUCCGGGGAGCUAAGUUAAAGGAUUGGGUGCUUGUCUUGUAUGGAACGAAGCAACAUCCACAGGAGCCAACCAAAUCACGAACUAAAAAAAAUAAUGACUACAACCCCUAUACUCAGAAUUACUAUGAUAACCCUGUUUAUCCAAAAUCUCAAGUACAUAAACAACCUUAUAAUUAUAAUCCAGAAAGAAAUUACGAUCCUUAUAGGACUCGUUACCAGCAUAACUAUCCUAAUAACAAUGAUCCAUAUGAUCAGCGAUUUUAUCAGCGAAAACCUACAACCACAUCGUCAACUACUUCUACCACGACAACCACCACCACCACCACUACUGAAGCUCCAUUUCUGGCCAAGUCAAGCAAUAUAAAUAGACAUGUUUAUCCAAACUCGCACUACAAUGAUCCUUUCUUUCAAAAUCAUAAUUUCCCAAGCAAGGACCACAUGUGUAUUUUUGAAACGUUGGCUAAAAAGAAAAACAUGUCUGCUCAGCAAUACAUGAGGAUGGUACGAGAAAACAUGACUCCAGCUCAGUUAAAACAAUGGAGCUUGGUAAUGAGGGGAACUCUAACACAUCCUCAGAAAAAGAAUGAUUCCACUCCAUCAUAUAUGCCAAUUCAACAACCAUUUAAAUGUGCGGGCAUCACAAAUAAUGGAGUGUGUAUAGAGUGUAAGCCAGGAUUUUAUAGAUACGGAGAAGGAUGCGUACCAAACUGUCCUGACCAUUAUUAUGGAGAAAUGGAAACAGUUUUAGUAGGAAACGGUGGAAAUACUUCUUCCAAGUCCUCAUCAUACAACAGACAUGGAGUCUGUAAAAAAUGUAACGCUGCCUGUAAGACAUGUAAGGGGCCUUAUGUGACUGACUGUUACCAGUGCAGUAAUGGUUAUGAAGUGAGGGACGGUCAGUGUCACAAAAAACCUUUGAUGAACUUCCUUGAUCCAGAUAUGCUGAGCUUUUUUGUCUGGGUUAUAAUACUAUGCACCUCGUUAAUAUUACUGUUUGGUGUUGUAUUUAUAGUGUUACAGGCAAGGGACCAUAGGAUUCUUUGUUGGAAAGAAAAAAGACAUUAUGAUGAUUCAAAGGGAAAAUAUAACGGUAUAACAGUUAAUCUGUCAGCAGGACAGGAGAGUGAUAGCGAACAUAUAGAACAUGUUUUACAAAACAGACACACAAAUAAUUUAAAUACGUGUAAUAUAUAUCAUAAUAAUUAUACACACCAACAUGCAUAGCGCAUGUUCAGUGGUAGUGUUGAUGAUUGUCUGUGUGUGUCUGUAUGUGUCAGCUCAAAAGUGUAAUUAUGAUUAUGUCAAUUUAAUUCAUGUUGCCAGUUGUCAAAAUUUGUUUAUUCAUUUUUGUAUUUUAAUUUUUGUUUAUGAAUGUUAAAUAGAUGGAAGUGAGAUCCUAGUUAGGUUAUGUAUAAAAUAUAAUGUAGAUUGAAUGUUGGUAAAAGUUGAAUUUAAUAUUAUAUAUAAUUUGCAAUUGUUCUUUGAGGAGUUGUUAAUGUACAAAAAAUUACUAUGAACUGUCUCAUUUACUUUAAAUGGCAUUAUAUAUUGGGUCUAAGGUUUCAUUUUCAAUUCUUUUGAUUUUUCCUAUAUUGUUUAUUGCGAUACAAAAUUGUAGUUAAAUGAAAAAUGCCUGAAUUUUGUGAAAAAUACCUGAAUUCAGUUCCAUUUUUAUCCUGUUAACAAAAAAAUCACCAAAGCCUGGCCUCUUAUAUUACUGAAGGGUCACUUUAAAGGCGGGUAUAAAUUUUGUGCAUCAAUUGAUCACAGUUUUUGGUUAUAAGCUAAAUCCAAAAUGGCAGUCUAGACUUGCAAAACUUUUGAUAAAUCUAGGUAAAAAACCUUAAUUGAUCAUUUGCAAUUUGCAAUUAAAGAAUAUUGUUGUGAUUGAAUUUUAGGAUGUAAUAAGAUGAUCUUAAAUUUAUAAGUCAUGUUUUAGGAUGUAAUAAAAUUAUCUUAAAUUUAUAAGUCAUGUAAUCAUGUUAUACAAAGUAAAGCAAACCCCAUCUGGUGUAGGUAACUAGAAUUACACACUAACAUAGUGAGACCAUUUUCUGUAAUUAUAGAUAAAUAUAAAUGUCAAAAUUCGAACAUUGACAUAUGAUCUUGUUUCCUAAUUUUCUUUGUGUCACCAUACUUGUUUAAUAAAAGCAAAAUCAGACAUUACUGAUAGUAACAUGUCAUCCUAUUGAUUAUGAGGUUAAACAUAAACAAAAUAACUGCUGUCAGGAAGAAGUUUACUGAAAUCAUUGUAAAGUAUCUUGGCUUGUAUUAUUGGACUUUCUGAGAUACUUAGGAUUCUUGUCGCUACCUUCUAAAAGGCAGUUUUUUUAUGUAUACAUCUGUGUUUGAAUAGAUAUACCAAAACAAUACAGAAAAAAAAAUGUUUUCUUAGGGUCUUCAUUGUCAGAACUAUUUUCAUCCAAAUUAAUAUAAACAUUUUGAAUUCCAUUUUAACCUUUGCACUUUUUUCAGUCAUACUUGGCAUUAAAAGUGUAUGAUUUUAUUUGCUUUAUAAGUGUAGGUUGUACAUUUCAUUAGAUUGAUUGUAAUUAAAGCUCAAUAAGAUGUAUUAUAAUUGUGACUUGGGAACAAACCAUUUUGUAAAUAUUUUUGUGAUGUUUUAUUGCAAUGUUUCAGACAGGGAUCACUUAAUUCUUUAUUUUGUUUUGAUUUGUUAUUUACUAUUUAUUGAUAUUGGUAAUCCUGCUGUUUAGCUUAGAAGAAAUAAUCUCCUUGUGUUAUAGUCAUUUCUGUAAAAAGAAAGCAGGUGUAAUUGUUCUACUUUUUAGAAAAUUAAGAAAGAGAUAUCUAAUGAUCUUGGAAAUAAAAUUUUUGAAAAAAUUAUAUGAAUGUAGAUAUGAAAACUUUGGCAUGUAAAUUUUUUAGCCUGAAAAUCAUGUUCCUUUCAAGCACUUUAAGUUUUAUGUAACUAAGAAACAGUGUCCCUAUUAUAUUUGGUUGUGAAUCUUUACUUGCUGCUGUUAGACUUGGUAUUUAUUACAAAGCCUUCUUAGUACUUAACAGGAGGGAAAUAUUCACUUGAUGAAGUACUGCUUAGAACAAAAUCAUGUAACACUUGUUAUUUGCAGAACUGUGACUAACUGACUGUAUUGUUCUUCUUGCUAAAGUAUUUGUAUUAACGUAAGGAAAUGCCAUUCAUCUUAGUAUCAGAACACAUUGGCAAUUUCUACUUACAGUUCUCUUUAUUAUGAUUUUUCAAAACUUAGUUUGGACUUCCUCUAGCUACCUGUAUUGUUAAUUGGAACUACACACAUAUAAUAUGAUAUAAAAAUAAGGAGAUGUGGAAUGAUUACCAAUGAGACAACUAUCCAUCCAAGUUCAAAUGAAGUGGAUGUAAGCAAUUAUAGGCAACCGUACAGCCUUCAACAAUGAGAAAAACCCAUACCGUCUAGUCGGCAUGUUAUCUAGUUUUUUCAGCUUUUGCAGUUCUGCAUCACAAAAUUUAUAAGGAAUUUUAGUACAGUUAUUAUCAGAUAAUGUUUGUAGAAAAUGUUAAAUUUUAGCAGAUGUCAUUAUGCCUCAAAGCUACCUCAGUUUUAAUCAUACUCGUAUAUAGCAUGAUAUCAUUAGAUUGAUAUUACUAUUUCACUCUGUAAGAAGUUUAUAACCUAUACAAUAGUUGUAACAGUGGGCUAUUCUGUCAGGAUAUAAACUGCCAAAUGUUGUUUACAGAAAAUUAAACCAUUAACAAUUUUAGGUUUAAGUUGUUAAUUUUAAGACCACCACUUUGAGAAAAACUCUGAUAUAUGUAUGCUGUGCUUGGUUUAUGAAGGCUAUGCUAAAAUAAAAGUGUUAGGGAUAGGGAACCAAUUAUAAAGCUUUGAAUAGCUUCAAAUCAUGUAAUAGUGUUUAUACUGUGCUUUUACCCAUGUCAAAUCCUUACAAUGAAAUGAAAUGACCACAAGUGUUCACUUGUUCAAGAUGACAAGCCAAAGAAAGGAGUUACAUAUUUUUUCUGUAAUAUUUAUUAUGUUGCUAUGGUAAUGUGAUAAUGUAAAUACUUAUUGCUUGCCUUGUAAAUGCUGACCUUCAGAAUAUAAACCAUUAGAUACAAAGAAACAGACAAUGUUUAUGUCUACUAAGGAUUAUGUUUUUUGUAUUUGUCUAAUUAACAUUUCCUAACUGAUGACACGUUUAUAGUUGAUUUUUGUUCAACAUUAUUUGUAUUACUUUUGGUGUAGAAUUAUUCAUUGCUAUGAAAAUUAUCAGGGAAACAUUUUACCUUUCUCAUAACAUAUUGAGUAAUUCACCUUUUUAGAACUUUUAAAAGAUAUGGAUAAUUUCAUUGUUUAUAUAUUAGAAACUACUGUUACCCCAUUGUUUGGUUCUGUAAUGAAAUCACUGUUACAAAUCACCAUAUUUUGAUGUACACUUGUGAUAUUUUAUCCAGAAUGUUAUAGAUUUUCUUAUACUGAAUUAAUGAAUCUUGUAAUAAAGCACAAAUUUAUGUACUGUACAAUUAACAGGGAAACAUGAAAAUCUUUCCUGAAUGAUGUCAGAUUACAUCUGAUAAAUUUUUCAUGGCAAUCUUACUUACAGUUUUACAAUGAAAUAAUGAAUACACUAAUAUAGUAUAUGUUUCAAUAGAAAGAAAAGACAAAAGAUGGCUCUAUCUUGGGCAAAAUCUGUCCAGGAGAUGUUAUUCUCACAAUUUUUAUGCAAGUGGAACAGUUAAUAACCCCCUCACUUAUAUUUUCAUCUUAACAGUAUUAUGGCAGGAUAAAUUGUAUUGUAAACUUCAGCCACAAUCCUACAAUUUUAAGAUAAAGCAAAAAGUUUGUUGAUAGAAAAUGUAAUCCUGACAAAUGUCUGAGGAAGGUACAAUGUAUCAUUGUUUAUGCACAGUUCAAUAUAGUUAUCUCAGGGUUUCCAUGGUAACCUGGGCACAUUUUUGUUUUGUUUUGUUGCAUCUAGUCAUUUUCUUUACUACUUACAUUCAAUACAUGGGGUCUCCAAUGGACUUUUAGUCUGCAAAUAAAAUUACCAGAAAGUUAACAAAAAAAGUAAAAUAGUUCUGUAUUUAGUCUUUCUACAAUAUUAUUUUUGGUAACAUAACUUUUGCAGAUUUUCUAUGUAAAUUUAUCAAUGAAAAUUUAACAGAAAUCUAAUAUGAUAGCAAGUACAUUUGAAAUCAUGAUAAUAUUUGAUUAAUAACAAGAGUUUACUGGAUCCCCAUGUUUGGCUGACUUAGACAAUCAUUAUAUAUAUAUUGUACCACCAGAACCAACCAAGCAAUAUUUAUACUCUUAUGUUAUGAUGCAUGGUGAUUUUUCAAUAAGUUAUAAUUGUAUGAUGAGAAUAAAUGAUACAAAUAAAACCAUUUACCACCGUUGUUUGGUGUAUUAACAAUACAAAUAAAACCAUUUACCACCGUUGUUUGGUGUAUUAACAAUACAAAUAAAACCAUUUACCACCGUUGUUUGGUGUAUUAACAAUACAAAUAAAACCAUUUACCACCGUUGUUUGGUGUAUUAACAAUACAAAUAAAACCAUUUACCACCGUUGUUUGGUGUAUUAACAAUACAAAUAAAACCAUUUACCACAGUUGUUUGGUGUAUUAACAAUACAAAUAAAACCAUUUACCACCGUUGUUUGGUGUAUUAACAAUACAAAUAAAACCAUUUACCACCGUUGUUUGGUGUAUUAACAAUACAAAUAAAACCAUUUACCACCGUUGUUUGGUGUAUUAACAAUACAAAUAAAACCAUUUACCACCGUU